AUGGUGUUCAACAUCAAUCGAUUCCAUUUUUUCGUACUACUGACAUGGCAGUUCUCCAUCUUUUUUGCUUCACAGCAGAUAUUUCCGAUUUUCUCGAACUACGUUCCAGAAUGGCAGUGCGAUGAUGGAUUGACGUCAAAAAACUGCACCACGUACAACACUUGCAAUGGAACCUUAACCUAUCCAUACUUGCAGUUUCAUUCAGCGGCUUUGGAAUUCGGUUGGAUUUGUGGCAAAACUGCCUACUUGGCAUCGCUUUUCUCACAAAUUCAAUUCAUCGGUGUUCUAUGUGGGACGUUUUCAUUUGGCGCUCUCUCUGACAUUUUCGGACGAAAGCCUAUAGCUAUCGUUGCGGUGUCGAUUGGAAUCCUUGCGAAUUUCGUAACAGGAUUAUCCCCGACAUGGCAGAUCCUCAUGGCGAUACGAUUCUUCGUCGGUUUGACAGUAGGCGGAACUUUGGUGGUGGUGUGUACCUUUGUGAUGGAAAUGUUGCUUCCACACCAACGAAUGGCACUCAGAGCGUUCUUCAAUUGGGGUGUAGCAAGACUAAUUUUGACACUGAUAUGUAUGAUAUUCCCGGAAUGGAGGGCAGCCAGCGUUGCCUGUGCGCUCACAGCUUUACCGGCUCUUCUCAUACUGAUUUCCGUCUUUCCUGAAAGCCCAACAUGGCUUCAUAAUAAGGGUAGAUUCGAAGAGAUGCGAAAUGCGGAACGGUACAUUGCCAAAAUCGCCGGGAUCGAAUAUAAACCAGUGGCACACAAAAAGAUCGAGCACAGCAAGACAUUGUGCGAGAUGCUUCAUACCGGUGGCUUACAUCGUCGUCUAUUCGUUUUGUGGACGAUGUGGUUUGUAGCGUCCAUCUGUGGUUACGCCACAGAUUUGAAUUCGAACACCAUCAGUGGCGAUUUCUUUCUGAAUCAGAUCAUCUUCUCCGUCUUAAUAGCCGUUUCAAAGAUGGUGAUGGACACGUUUGUGCCGUCGUUCAGCAGACGAAUCCUUCAUCAAGGCGCUCAAACAAUUGUCUGUCUGUGCUUUCUAGUGUUGUUUUUUCUCACGGUGCAGGGUUAUUCGGGUGUCGCAACAUUAAUCAUCAAUGUAACCGGUACGAUCUUUAUCGAGUACACUUGGGAUGCGUGCUAUUUGUGUGCUGUCGAGUCGAUGGAGACGUCGUGCCGAGCCAGCGCCACCGGCACGUGCUCGUUGAUGGCGCGGGUUGGCGCCAUCAUCGCUCCAUUCCUGACCUACGCCAAUGUGUACUGGCCACCAUCGGUGUAUCUUGCCGUGGUCAUACUUGGUGUAAUGAAUCUCAUCGUUUCCUACUUUUUCCUGGUUAGUGCAUUCCAUUUUUUUUUUGGAAAAAUUUCCUCACUUACAGUUACCGUAUUUUAA
Angiostrongylus costaricensis is the source of this 1389-nucleotide messenger RNA. NCBI's taxonomy places the organism in Eukaryota, Metazoa, Nematoda, Chromadorea, Rhabditida, Metastrongylidae. The record is from the annotation of a GenBank genome assembly.